AUGUCAAUCUACAUGGAAGUCUACAUGGCAGUCUACAUGACAGUCUUCAUGACAGUCUACAUGACUGUCUACAUGACAGUCUACAUGACGGUCUACUUGGCAGUCUACAUGACAAUCCACAUGACGGUCUACAUGACGGUCUACAGGGCAGUCUACAGGGCAGUCUGCAUGACGGUCUACAUGACGGUCUUACUGGCAGUCUACAUGACGGUCUACAUGACAGUCUACAUGACAGUCUACAUGACAGUCUACUUGGCAGUCUACAGGGCAGUCUACAUGGCAGUCUACAGGGCAGUCUGCAUGACGGUCUACAUGACAGUCUACAUGACGGUCUACAUGGCUGUCUACAUGACAGUCUACAUGGCAGUCUCCAUGACAGAUUAG
Haliotis rufescens (red abalone) is the source of this 384-nucleotide messenger RNA. RefSeq lists its product as uncharacterized. The record is from RefSeq and is a predicted model, not a curated record. The transcript has a single exon. Bases 1 to 384 code for a protein of 127 amino acids. NCBI's taxonomy places the organism in Eukaryota, Metazoa, Mollusca, Gastropoda, Lepetellida, Haliotidae.